ACUUGAUAGUUAUUCAUUAUCUGCUAAUGGAAGUUUUAAUAUAUAAGUUCAUUACAACAUGCAGACAAUUGCAACAGUAUGCAUGUUCUUGGCGGGAAAAGUUGAAGAAACACCCAGACCUCUGAAGGAUGUCAUACUUCUUUCAUAUGAGAUCAUCCACAAAAAGGAUCCUGCUGCAGUUCAACGAAUAAAACUGAAGGAAGUAUAUGAACAGCAAAAGGAACUUAUUUUACUCGGAGAACGUGUUGUGCUUGUGACACUUGGUUUUGAUUUGAAUGUGAACCAUCCUUACAAGCCCUUGGUUGAAGCAAUAAAAAUAUUCAAGGUUGCUCAAAAUGCACUUGCUCAAGUUGCCUGGAAUUUUGUCAAUGAUGGGCUCCGCACUUCACUUUGCCUACAAUUUAAACCACACCAUAUUGCGGGUGGUGCAAUCUUCCUCGCUGCGAAGUUUCUCAAAGUCAAGCUUCCAUCAGAUGGCGAGAAGGUCUGGUGGCAAGAGUUUGAUGUAACUCCGUGGCAGCUGGAAGCCGACCGCGCGCUCACUGCCUGGUAG
Messenger RNA from Zea mays, 553 nucleotides. RefSeq names its product cyclin-T1-3-like. The transcript is spliced from 4 exons. The record is from RefSeq and is a predicted model, not a curated record. Bases 59 to 553 code for a protein of 164 amino acids. NCBI's taxonomy places the organism in Eukaryota, Viridiplantae, Streptophyta, Magnoliopsida, Poales, Poaceae. Gene Ontology annotation, molecular function: cyclin-dependent protein serine/threonine kinase regulator activity. Gene Ontology annotation, biological process: regulation of transcription by RNA polymerase II.